Messenger RNA from Heterocephalus glaber (naked mole-rat), 670 nucleotides. RefSeq names its product protein phosphatase 1 regulatory inhibitor subunit 11 (gene Ppp1r11). NCBI's taxonomy places the organism in Eukaryota, Metazoa, Chordata, Mammalia, Rodentia, Bathyergidae. Gene Ontology annotation, molecular function: protein phosphatase 1 binding; protein serine/threonine phosphatase inhibitor activity. Gene Ontology annotation, cellular component: nucleus. The record is from RefSeq and is a predicted model, not a curated record.
UCUCCUGCCCUCUGACACAUUGGGUGCUGGGGAGGGAAAUGGGGACUGCAGGAUGCGUCACACCCGGAAGUGGAGAGCCGGAAGUGGGGUUGGGCAGGUUAUCCCCAGGGUUGGGGAAGUAGAGGCCCUGAAAGAGGCGGAAAAAAGAGGGCGGAGGAUCCUGGCUACUACUCUGAAUCGGAAAACGAUUCUCUUAGAACUCAGAGACACAGAAAAAGGGAAGAGUGUCUCAUCCCAUUCCUCCUUUCCUCCCUUUCCGCAGCCUCAGCCAUGGCCGAAGCAGGGGCCGGGCUGAGUGAGACCGUCACUGAGACAACGGUUACCGUGACAACCGAACCCGAGAACCGGAGCCUAACCAUCAAACUUCGGAAGCGGAAGCCAGAGAAAAAGGUGGAGUGGACGAGUGACACUGUGGACAAUGAGCACAUGGGCCGCCGCUCAUCCAAAUGUUGCUGUAUUUAUGAGAAGCCUCGGGCCUUUGGUGAGAGCUCAACCGAGAGUGAGGAGGAGGAAGAGGAAGGCUGUGGUCACACCCACUGUGUACGGGGCCACCGCAAAGGACAGCAUCACGCAACCCCAGGACGGACGCCCACCACCCCUCCUCAGCCUCCUGACCCCUCCCAGCCCCCUCCAGGGCCAAUGCAGCACUAAAUUCCUCUCUUCCGCACCA